Molecule: messenger RNA, 432 nt
Organism: Nerophis lumbriciformis (worm pipefish)
Lineage: Eukaryota; Metazoa; Chordata; Actinopteri; Syngnathiformes; Syngnathidae
Source: RefSeq, a predicted model, not a curated record
AUGAAAGCAAUAAGCCCCGUUCGGUCUUUCCGGAAAAAUACCGCCGCCUUGUCGGAACACUCGCUGGGUCUCUCGCGGAGCAAGACCCCGGUGGACGACCCGCUGAGCCUGCUCUACAACAUGAACGACUGCUACUCCAAGCUGAAGGAGCUAGUGCCCAGCAUCCCGCAGAAUAAGAACGUGAGCAAGAUGGAAAUCUUGCAGCACGUCAUCGAUUACAUCCUGGACCUGCAAAUCGCGCUCGACUCCAACGUCGCGCUCGGGACGACUCUGCAUCACCCCGCGCGGCCGGGCCAGGGGGCUCCUCCUCCGGCUGCAUCAUCCAGGACCCCGCUGACCACCCUCAACACGGACAUCAGCAUCCUCUCGCUACAGUCUCCCGAGUUGCCAUCCGAGCUGACGACAGAUGACAGCCGGACUCUGCAUCGCUAA